AUGGGGCACUUGGUCUGCGAGGAUCCACCACCAGAUCCACCACUGCUGCAGCAGACAGCUCCGCCACUGCCGCUGCUGCAGCAGACAGCUCCUCCUCCUCCUCCACCACCACCACCACUGCUUCCUCCAGAUACGACAAUGGUUUUCCCACCUGAUCCUCCACCUCCUCCACCUCCUCCACCAGAUCCUCCUCCAAUCACCUUAACCCCACCUGAGCCUCCACCCCCAGAUGAGCUACAGCAAACGGCACCACCACCACCACUGCCGCCAGACGAGCUGCAACAUACUCCCCCACCAGAUCCCCCACCACUUCCUCCACCUAUGAUGAUGGUUUUCCCACCGGAUCCUCCACCUCCUCCACCUCCUCCACCAGAUCCUCCUCCAAGAACCUUAACCCCACCUGAGCUUCCACCACCAGACGAGCUGCAACAAACGGCACCACCGCCGCCGCCGCCGCCGGACGAGCUGCAACAUACUGCACCCCCACUGCCGCCGCUAGAUCCUCCACCAAUAACUAUGGGGAUCUUUUGCUGGCCCAUGCCACCACCAGAUCCACCUCCAACGCAGCACCCAGAAGACUGGCCGCCACCACCACCUCCGGAUGAUCCGCAGCAUACUGCACCGCCGCCGCUAGCUCCACAGCAAACCCCUCCAGAUCCUCCGCCAAUAACUAUGGGGAUCCUUUGCUGGCCACCUCCAUAUCCACCUCCAUAUCCACCUCCACCACAGCACCCAGAAGACUGGCCGCCUCCACUUGGUAUAAUGAUGAUUCCGCCGGACUGUCCGCCGCCUCCGCCGCCUCCACUGCAGCAGCAGCAGCCUCCUCCUCCUCCACCGCCAGAUCCUCCACAGCAGCCUCCUCCUCCGCGGAUUUGCAUCAUCCCACCGCCACCGCCACCGCCGCCGCAGCCACCAGAUCCUCCUCCGCCUCUUCCGCAGCAGGAUGAGCUUUGA
Messenger RNA from Podarcis lilfordi (Lilford's wall lizard), 954 nucleotides. Lineage: Eukaryota; Metazoa; Chordata; Lepidosauria; Squamata; Lacertidae. The record is from the annotation of a GenBank genome assembly.